AUGGGAUACACCGCUUCCGUCAUUGAAGUCCCCUUAGAGCGACGUCGCGGCCAUAAAGAAACCCGCAACUACUCGCCGGAUUCUCGUGCGCCAAGUGACCGUCGGAAUCGCAGUUCUCGUCGCAGCCCAGACUAUUCAAGGUACGAUGAUGAGUUCAAUCGUCCGGGUAACCGUCGUUCCCCCGAUUAUUCAAAAUCGAGGAAUCGUAAUCGCAGUGUUAGCCGUAGCCGGAGUCGCAGCCCGGACUAUAGCAGGUACGAUAAUCAAAAUAGUUAUCGCCGCAAUCAUCGUUCCCCUGAUUAUCCUAGAUCUAAAAGAAGCCCUAGCCCUAGAAUCAAAACCAUGAAUACGAACAGGAAACCUUAUUACGGUGACCAAAAGAAACAGUAUCUUGAUCGUAAUAACCUGAACGGGAACGGGAACGGACCAGAGUCUGAAUCCGACGAAGAGUUAAAAGGAGCCAGUUAUGAAGAUUACCGGAGGCUAAAACGUCAAAAGUUAAGGAAAAUGUUGAGGAAUUGUAUAUGGAACAUCACACCUAGUCCUCCAAGGCGCGAUGAUGAUCCCGAUGAGCUUGAACCCGAGGAAAUUGCAGAGAAGGAUGCUGAAGAAGAUAAUGAAAAGUACAAGGAUACAAAGUCUGAGUUAGAUUCAAAGGAGAGGAGCCAUUCAUCCGAGUCUGAAUCAGAAUCAGAGGACUCGGAAUCUGAUUCAGAUGAUUCCAGAUCGAGGAGGAGGAAGAAGAGCAAGCGUUCAAGUUCUAGGCGUAAGCGGAGAAGCAGGAAAUCAGUAUCCGUGAGUGACAGCGAAUCAGAUGAAUCCACUGAUGAUUCUGAGGAGGAAGAUAGGAGGAGGAAGAAAAAGAAGCAGAAGAGGAAAUCCACCAAACGAAAGAGCAGCAGCAGGAGAGAUAGUAAGAGAAAGAGAAGAAGUACAUCAAGAAAAAGUAAAGAUAGUGAUUCUGAAGAAAGCAGCGAAAGUAAUGGAGAAGAGGGAUCAUCAAAGGCUAAAAGAAGCAAGAAAAGGAGCUUAAAGGGCAGUGACAAUUCAGCAUCUGAUAAGAAUUCAGACUCUGAAGAUGAUGAUAGAAGCAAACCACAGGUGGAUGAACCAGUGAAAACAGAAGAAGCUGAACGGGAGUUGAUAUUGCUGAAAGAGAUGAUUGAAUCAAGAAAGAAAGCUGGUUUAGAUGAUGAUGAUGAUGAAGAAGCAGAAGUAGGUCCAAUGCCAUUGCCAAGAGCAGAAGGGCAUAUCAGCUAUGGAGGUGCACUGAGGCCUGGUGAAGGUGAUGCAAUUGCACAGUAUGUUCAACAAGGGAAACGUAUCCCUCGAAGAGGAGAAGUUGGUCUUUCAGCUGAAGAGAUUAGUAAGUUUGAGGAUCUUGGUUAUGUGAUGAGUGGUAGUAGGCAUCAAAGGAUGAAUGCAAUUCGUAUUAGGAAAGAAAACCAAGUUUAUAGUGCUGAAGACAAAAGAGCUCUUGCCAUCGUUUGGUGCAACGUCAUAUUGGAGAAGAAACUGGUCCUUCUCAUGAUCCUUUUGGUGGAACUGGAAGAGUUGCAGAGGAUCCUGCUGAUGCUUGAGAUCACAGACUCAAGUUUUCAAAUCCAAAGGGAGAACUAAGGAGAGUCAUUACAGUCUCUUUGUAAAGUUGCCAUUUAUAACUCAAGAAAUUCACAUCUGGCAAUCGGAUGGAUUGCCCCACUAGAUGAAUGAUGAAUCUACUUUUUUGAUGAUUCAAGAUGGGUUAAAAGUCAUCUUCGAUGUAGUGUUAUAUUGCACUUUUAAGUAUCUAGUAAAAAGGUGAUUGUUAUUAUAUUUGAUUUUACUUAUCAAGUAAAAUUGUGAUUCGUGUUAUAUUUUAUGGAUAGUACUUGUGGCAUACAUUGUGUUGUAGAAAAAAAAAAGACAAUUUAGG
Lactuca saligna is the source of this 1915-nucleotide messenger RNA. The record is from the annotation of a GenBank genome assembly. Lineage: Eukaryota; Viridiplantae; Streptophyta; Magnoliopsida; Asterales; Asteraceae.